Vigna unguiculata (cowpea) is the source of this 1986-nucleotide messenger RNA. RefSeq names its product laccase-4-like. The record is from RefSeq and is a predicted model, not a curated record. Gene Ontology annotation, molecular function: hydroquinone:oxygen oxidoreductase activity; copper ion binding. Gene Ontology annotation, cellular component: apoplast. Gene Ontology annotation, biological process: lignin catabolic process. NCBI's taxonomy places the organism in Eukaryota, Viridiplantae, Streptophyta, Magnoliopsida, Fabales, Fabaceae.
UAUCUUGCACUGCCUUCAAGACUGAGAAGCUACUGUAAUAGAGAACUCAAAAGGGGUGGCUAUGGCAGCGUUUGGGAUUCGAAUCGUGUUAUUGCUUGCAGCUUGCUUGCUUCCACUAUCUGUUGAAGCUCUGGUUCGCCACUACAAGUUCAAUGUGGUGGUGAAGAAUGCCACAAGAUUAUGCUCAACCAAACCCAUUGUCACCAUAAAUGGAAAGUUCCCAGGUCCCACCAUUUAUGCAAGGGAAGAUGACACUGUUCUCAUUAAGGUGGUCAACCAUGUCAAAUACAAUGUUAGCAUCCACUGGCAUGGGGUGAGACAAUUGAGAUCAGGUUGGGCUGAUGGGCCUGCAUACAUAACACAAUGCCCAAUUCAACCGGGCCAGGCCUAUGUCUACAACUUUACACUUACAGGCCAGAGAGGUACACUUUGGUGGCAUGCACAUAUCCUCUGGCUUAGGGCCACUCUCCAUGGAGCCUUCGUCAUCCUACCCAAGCUUGGGGUUCCUUACCCUUUUCCCAAACCUAAUAUGGAACAAGUUAUCAUACUAAGUGAAUGGUGGAAAUCAGAUACUGAGGCUGUGAUAAAUGAAGCUUUGAAAUCUGGUUUGGCACCAAAUGUCUCUGAUGCCCACACAAUCAAUGGUCAUCCAGGACCUGUCCAAGGCUGUGCUUCACAAGAAGGAUUCAAGUUGGAUGUUCAACCAGGAAACACCUACCUGCUAAGAAUCAUCAAUGCUGCACUCAAUGAAGAGCUUUUCUUUAAAAUUGCUGGCCAUGAACUCACUGUUGUUGAAGUUGAUGCAGUCUACACAAAACCCUUCAAAACUGAUACCAUUGUGAUAGCACCUGGGCAGACCACAAAUGUGCUUCUAACAACAAAACAUGCAGCUGGAAAAUACCUGGUUGCAGCCUCUACUUUCAUGGAUGCUCCUAUUGCUGUAGACAACAACACUGCCACUGCAACAUUACACUAUUCAGGAACCCUUAGUUCCACCCUCACCACCCUCACUUCCAUUCCUCCCUCAAAUUCCACUCUUCUUGCUACCACUUUCACUGAUUCUCUCAGAAGCUUAAACUCUAAAAAGUAUCCGGCCAGAGUCCCUUUGAAGAUUGACCACAACUUGCUCUUCACUGUUAGUCUUGGUAUCAACCCUUGUGCUACAUGUGUGAAUAACAGCAGAGUGGUAGCAGACAUCAACAACAUCACCUUUGUGAUGCCUAAAAUCUCUCUUCUCCAAGCACAUUUCUUCAAAAUUAAGGGAGUUUUCACUGAUGAUUUCCCUGGAAAUCCUCCUGUGGUUUAUAACUUCACAGGAACACAACCAUCCAAUUUAAAUACCAUGAAUGGAACAAGGCUAUAUAGACUUGCUUACAACUCUACAGUUCAAUUAGUCUUGCAAGAUACUGGAAUGAUAACACCUGAGAAUCAUCCCAUUCAUCUCCAUGGCUUCAAUUUCUUUGUUGUUGGUAGGGGACAAGGGAACUUUAACCCCAUCAAAGACCCCAAGAAAUUUAACCUUGUAGAUCCUGUGGAAAGAAAUACUGUAGGAGUUCCUGCUGGAGGGUGGACUGCUAUCAGAUUCAGAGCUGAUAAUCCUGGUGUCUGGUUCAUGCAUUGUCAUUUGGAAAUUCAUACAACAUGGGGAUUGAAAAUGGCUUUUGUUGUGGACAAUGGUAAAGGACCAAAUGAAUCUUUGUUACCUCCUCCAAGUGAUCUUCCCAAGUGUUGAGAAAAUUACCAACUUCAUAUGAACAAUGAGGAAGGGAAAGCAGAAAGAGAAUUGUGUAUGCCAAAAGGAAGAACAAUGGAGGCUAAUAACAAGAUUUUUACAGAGUAAACAAAGGAGAAAAUGCUCAAAGUGGAAUAAGACCAAAGGAUCAGUUGCCAUGUUUUUUUUUUUUUCCUUUUUCAUCAUUUUUUUGUAUUGUUUGUACUCUCAUUUUUCUCCUUCUUAAAUGAUAUUUUUGGCUUUAAUUAUACUUA